This is a messenger RNA of Linum tenue, 2878 nucleotides long. The record is from the annotation of a GenBank genome assembly. NCBI's taxonomy places the organism in Eukaryota, Viridiplantae, Streptophyta, Magnoliopsida, Malpighiales, Linaceae.
AUGAGCUUUGCGACUGCUAAAUUAUCAGAGCUCCCACUCAGAGGCCACUCCUCUUUCUUCCCAAAACCCUUCUGCUCCUCGUUGCGAACCAACAAGUACGUCAGAACCCAAAACCCGAAAUCGAGAAACUCCAAUUCCCCAAAUUCUACCUGGUUGUCCAAGUGGCCUCCGAAGGGGAAUUCGGUUAGGGGUACUCCCAAGAAAGAGGUAAGUCGGCCUGUUAAUGAGGAGAAGGCUCGGUAUUUGGCGAGGGAUAAAGGGGAUACUGCAAUUGAGAGAAUCGUACUUCGCUUGAGAAAUUUGGGUUUGGGCGCGGAAGACGAGCAAGGAGAAGAAGGGAGGGAGGAGACCGGGAUUCUGACCGCCGAGUUGCCGCCAGUUAAUGGGGAGGAGAGGCUGGCGGAUCUUUUGAAGCGGGAGUGGAUUAGGCCUGAUACUAUUUUGGACGAGGAUGAUGGUAGUGACGAUGAAAUGGCGUUGCCGUGGGAGAGAGAAGAGAAAGAGAGGGAGAUGCAGGGAAGAGAGGAAGAUGGAGGGAUGGAAAGGAAGAGGAGGCCAAAGGCUCCGACUUUGGCGGAAUUGACGAUUGAGGAUGAAGAAUUGAGAAGGCUGAGGAAGAUGGGAAUGACUUUGAGAGAGAGGAUCAAUGUGCCAAAAGCUGGGAUCACCCUGGAAGUUUUGGAGAAGAUUCAUGAUAAAUGGCGUAAAGCUGAGCUGGUUAGGCUCAAGUUCCACGAGUUUCUCGCCCAUGACAUGAAAACUGGCCACGAGAUUGUCGAGCGUCGCACUGGAGGGUUAGUUUUAUGGAGGGCAGGAAGUGUUAUGAUUGUUUACCGAGGCGGUAACUACCAAGGUCCGAAAUCUCCGGAAUCUGCUAGGCAAGAAGGGGAAUCGCCAUUCAUUCCAGAUGUGUCAUCUGCUGAUUCAUCCUCAUUCAAAAGUGAUGAGGCCGCAUUGCCAGAUUCAGAGAAGUCUGUACUACCAGUUGUGAGACUUCCACAACAGACCGAGACCUUGACCGAGCAGGAAAUUGAAUAUAACCAACUCUUGGAUGGAUUAGGGCCCCGUUAUGAGGCGUGGUGGGGCACUGGAGUGCUUCCUGUGGAUGCUGAUUUGCUUCCACCUAAAGUUCCUGGUUACAUGACGCCUUUUAGGUGUCUUCCUACUGGAAUGCGGCCUCGACUUACUAAUGCUGAGAUGACUAAUUUGAGGAAACUUGCUAAAUCACUUCCCUGCCAUUUUGCCCUUGGGAGGAACAGAAACCAUCAAGGGCUGGCAGUUGCUAUACUCAAACUUUGGGAGCAAAGCCUAAUUGUGAAAAUUGCCGUGAAGCGAGGGAUACAGAAUACGAAUAACAAGCUAAUGGCUGAGGAAAUAAACCAAUUAACAGGAGGUGUCUUGUUGCUCAGAAACAAAUAUUAUAUUGUCAUUUUCCGUGGGAAGGAUUUCCUGCCUGCAAGUGUAGCUGCACAAUUAGCUGAUAGGCAAGAAAUAACCAAACAAAUUCAAGACAACGAAGAGAAAUUAAGAAGCAACCUAGAGGUAGCAUCAUCAGGUAUAGAAGGUGAAGGAAAUGCACUUGCAGGGACCUUGGCAGAGUUUUAUGAAGCACAAGCACGAUGGGGAAGAGAUACAUCUGCAGAAGAACGUGAAAAGAUGGUUGAAGAAGCUGCCAAAGCUAAAACUGCUAGGCUCGUCAGAAAAAUCGAGCAUAAGCUAGCUAAAGCUAACAGCAAGAAGCUUAGAGCAGAGAAACUAUUAUCAAAGAUAGAGGCCUCGAUGGUUCCCGCUGAUCCAGAUUAUGACAGAGAAGCGAUCACUGAUGAGGAAAGGAUUGUGUUCCGGAAAAUUGGGUUGAGAAUGAAGCCAUACUUACCUAUGGGGAUCCGUGGUGUUUUUGAUGGAGUUAUUGAAAACAUGCAUUUGCAUUGGAAGUAUAGAGAGGUUGUGAAGCUAAUAACCAAACAAAAGACGAUGGCAUUUGUUGAAGAUACAGCUAGACUGCUGGAAUACGAGAGUGGUGGGAUACUGGUGGCAAUAGAAAGAGUACCAAAAGGUUAUGCUCUCAUUUACUACCGUGGGAAGAAUUACCGCCGUCCCAUUAGCUUGAGACCAAGAAAUCUUUUAACAAAAGCAAAGGCAUUGAAGCGUUUUGUAGCAAUGCAACGCCAUGAGGGUUUAUCUGAGGAUGAUAGUUCUGAUGAUUGGAGCUCAGGUGCAUCGCGAUUGGGAGAGAAUGAUGCUUCAUAUAUAGCAUCUGAUGAGGAUGGUAGCAAUAAUGACGAGGAAGAAGAGGAGGACCUUGAUUGGGAAGAUGAAGAUUUUGAGUCUUCGGACUCUGAGAAUAGUGACAUUCUUUUAACACAUAAUGUUUAACAAGCUCAUCAAAAUCUGUCUCUUAAGCAAGUGAAUGUGUCCUCCUUCCCAAUGUUCAUCUGCAUAUGCAGGAUUGAUAUACACAUUCUAAGCCUUCCAUGGACAGAGUUACUGAGAAGCAUAUUCUGGAAAUGAAGCUCCAGCUAUGGCAUAGCAAUGGAUUCUGGUGAAGUUCCUGUGAGUGGCGAAGGGAGUUGAUUGUUCGGACUUCUAACCUCGAGACAGAAUCUAGGAUGGAGAAGGUGGUGCUUGUAACAUAGCUAAGGCAAAUGGCCAUCGGACACUUCAGUUGCUGGGUUUAGUUUGUUUGGAAAUUUGUAUGGCAUAUGUUGUACAUACAAAACAAGAUACGGAGAAUAAGCAAAAUUUUGCAGCUUGUUAUGUGAUUUUGAGGGGUUCUGCUCAUGUAUUUGAUACUGUGAUGUCAUUCAUUUCCAGUUUCCUAUUGUAAAAUGUAAUUCAAUGUAAGGUUCAUCGAUAGUGUUAUGUUAGGGUUGUCCCA